Funneliformis caledonium is the source of this 273-nucleotide messenger RNA. NCBI's taxonomy places the organism in Eukaryota, Fungi, Glomeromycota, Glomeromycetes, Glomerales, Glomeraceae. The record is from the annotation of a GenBank genome assembly.
AUGUUAUUCCAAGGGAAUUCAAGGUAUUCUCACCAAAAUUCGUAUGUAGAAGAAUUAGAAGUUAAAACUCAAGUUAAGAGAAAGCAACUGAAAACUGCCAAUUAUAUUAGUGAAUCUGAAACUUUUGAAGGGAUUUUACAUAAUCUCACCCUUGUAGUUUCUGAAAAUAAUGAAACAGAUCCAAGACAAUCCUUAUCUAAAUGCAUCCCUAUUCUUGGAUCCGCUAGAUUAGCUAAAACUUUAUUACAGAAUUCCAAAGCAAAAAUCAAUUAA